This is a messenger RNA of Elgaria multicarinata webbii, 1748 nucleotides long. It is a transcript of the gene TRIM44, whose product is annotated as tripartite motif containing 44. Gene Ontology annotation, molecular function: ubiquitin protein ligase activity; zinc ion binding. Gene Ontology annotation, cellular component: cytoplasm. The record is from RefSeq and is a predicted model, not a curated record. Gene Ontology annotation, biological process: regulation of gene expression; protein ubiquitination; protein stabilization. Bases 417 to 1259 code for a protein of 280 amino acids. NCBI's taxonomy places the organism in Eukaryota, Metazoa, Chordata, Lepidosauria, Squamata, Anguidae. The transcript is spliced from 6 exons.
GAAAAGCAACAGAGAAGGGAGAGAGAGAAAACCACCCCAAACUCUCGGCCUGGUCUCUGCUUCAGAAAUGAAACUACUGCUUUUCCUGUAAAGGGGAAGGGGGGGUUAUUAAGGAAAAAGGGAUGCAUUAAUUUUGGGGCUUGAGCUCAGCCCACAGCGACUGUCAGCUGGACAAGGAAUAGUCAAUAAGGUAGAAAGGGGCAGAAGGAGGGGAAAAGUGUGAGGAAAAAGCAGAACUAAUGCAGUUUAGGGCAGAGCUUGCAGCUUGGGAAACAGUGGCCUGAAGUGAGACCUGCUUCCCAGCCAAGUGUACUGAGGCCUUUUCUCCCCGCAAGGAGGAAAAACUAGCGCCGAGGAGCAGGGAAACGGGUGUGUGCGCGUGUCCCCAAGUAGGCCUUGUCUGGACCAGGGUAGAAAUGGCUUCUGGGGAGGCUGGCGAAGAGCUCCUCCAAGAUGGCACCUGCGACGUCUGCGAGCCCGACGAAGCCCAGAGCGCCGCGCAGGUCUGCGAAGACUGUGGCUUCUCCUUUUGCCAGAUUCACGCCGACGAGCACAGGCGAAAGUACGGGACCCAUCGUAUGAGGGGCUUCGUGGCUCCGGAGGGACCGAGGCAGGCGGGGAGCCAGGGGGGCUCCGGGGUAGACCCCGAGGAGGCGGCGGAGGAUGGGGAGCGCACGCUGGAGCGCAAGAAGUGCGAAGAGCAUGGCGAAGACCUCAGCUUGUACUGCAAGGAGCACGAGAAAAUCAUCUGUGUGCUGUGCGCCGUGUCCGGCCCUCACCAGCAGCAUGAGCUCAUCACGCUGAACGACGCCUACGAAGCCUGCCGGAACAGAGAACGUGUGGACCUGAAGGGGGCCAUGCUGGAGAUGGUGGAAAGGUUGAAGUUCAAGUGUGCAGACCCCAAAGUGACGCAAGGUGCCAUGAAGCAGUGCAUUCAGCAAGAGUUCGACAAAGUACGGCGUCUGGUUUGUGAAGAGGAACAGAGAGCUCUCCACCUGGUGGAUCUCCAAGAAGCAUUGGCCACUGCUCACACAACGGAAGUUCUGGCUGAAAUCGAUGUCCGCAUGGAAAAAUUGAUGACUGAGAUGGCAGAGCUCACAAGGCAGCUGAACACCUUUAAUGAGCUAGCUCUUCUCAAGCCUGAGAGCGCAGAUGAAGAAACCAGGGUUGAACAUAUCCCUCUUCCUUCUCUGAGCCCUUCCCAGAGAGACCGGCAAUACAAUGAUGAUGAUCCAUCGCCUGCCAAUGGACCCUGUUGAACAGCAGAAGUUUCAUUACUGAGAAAAGUGUGCAGGAAUUCUCCUUUUAUUUACAGAAGAAUGCCCCAACAUUCAAACUCUCUAUGGUGAAGAUGACUUAAGGUGUUGGAAGAUUCUCUUAAGUCCUGAAUCUGUAGCAGAAGCAGCGGACUCCUUUUGCAGUACCCUUCUCCUGCCUCUUAAGGCAUCGUUUGUUUCUUCCCCCUUGCAAACACACUGCUUGUCAUGCCUAAUGACUUUUUUGCAGAUCAGUCAUCUUAUCUCCAAGGGUUGACAAACAUCUUGCAAAAAACAAGACUGAAAGAUGGCAUUGUGCUACAAAAGUAGAAAUACAGCUGUAAAAGCCACACUGAUGUUAAGGUUCCUGAGGACAUGGUUUCAAUAAUUCCAAGUCAGCUAAAAUGAAAUGUUAAUAAACUGGGUUUUUAAUUUUAAUGUUUAUAGAAUAAAAAUACAAUAAAAGAUGUGUGAGUUUCAGUAUAGCAUAAA